GAAGGCAAAAUUUUAUUGAUUUUCUAUUUUUCUUAUGAUGUUCUUUGCAUUGCAGUUUAAAUGCAGAUUCUAUUGUAGAAUUCCACUGCGUCAUGAUUUUCAUCCCUGUCAGCAAUUCAAUCUCAGUGAAAUUCGUUUUAAAAUCUCAAUUUCAAUCCCAAAAGUGCCAAUCCUCUCUUCCCAGUUCUUUUUAGUUAAAUUCCUAGCAACACAGCCACAUACUAACCAUUCAUUCUGUUACCUUGUUCACAAUUUAGAAGUGCAGGGGGUGUUAAAGACGAGGAUCAAGUGGUGGAUCCUUAUGAUUACAAUGUGACAUAACUUAGAUAAGACGUCUAGAUUCUAGAAUUAGAGAAUUGCUUUUGGUGUUUAAGCUUAUGCCAUGUGAUGCGUUGUUUACUUGUGUUUUGGAAUUGUGGACUGUUUUUUAUUAUAUUAUGGGUAUAACUAUAGAAUAUGAUGCCUGGCAUUUAUGUAAUAUGGAUUAUGAAUAUGCAUUAUGAAUUUUGUAAAAUCCUAGAAAUCAUUUUGGGAAUUUUACCUGCCUUCUCAAUUUAAGUUAAAUUCCUGAUUUUAACUACCUUGCUUUUGUAUGUUGCGUUACUGGUAUUGUUGGUUGGAUGAUCUGAAAGGGCUUGGCUUUUCCCAUAAGCCAUAAAGUGCUUCACCUUGGUCCAAUUUUUAAGUCUUUCCUCCCAACUGCUAUGGCGGGAGAAACAUCUUGGAUAAGUCACUAUGAUGACAGACAGAGGGAGAAUGGAGUGUUUGAUUCAUUUCUAGAAGUUGGUGAGGAAGGUGACAAAGAUGCAACUGCUGUUUCUUUGGAUGUCAUUUUGCCUGAUGACUUGUUGGAACGAAUCCUAGCCUAUCUACCUGUUGCAAGCAUUUUCAGAGCUGGUUGUGUGUCCAAGAGAUGGCAUGAAAUUGUUAAUUCAGAGAGGUUUUUAUGGAACCUUUCACACGUUCUACCGCAGAAGCCAUGGUACUUUAUGUUUACAAGCUCUGAUGAACCAAUUGGUUAUGCUUUUGAUCCUGUUUUCCGUAAAUGGUAUAGCAUUGAACUUCCAUGCAUUGGAACAUCAAAUUGGUUCAUUGCUUCAUCAAUUGGCAUGGUCUGCUUCAUGGACAAUGACAGCAGAAGUGAGUUAUGCAUCUGCAACCCAAUCACCAAGACCUACAAGAAGCUCGAGGAGCCUCCUGGUUUGAAAUUCUCUGAUUACAGUGCAUUGGCAAUAUCAGUGAACAGGGAAUCUCACAUUUAUUCUGUGGCAAUUGUAAAAUCUAAACAAGUUCCUGAGAACUUUUUCCAGUGGGAUAUCUCAAUUCAUAUAUACAAUUCAGUAAACACAACCUGGGUGACCACUUUAACAGAAGUUUUGAUGGGGUGGAGAGGUGGUGAUGAGAGUGUUAUAUGCAAUGGGAUGCUAUACUUUCUAGUUUAUUCAACUGGGGGUGGCCAACCGGAAAAUCGCCAUGCCCUAAUUUCUUAUAACAUGUCUAACCGUUCUUCUCAGGGUAGCUUGACAAGGAGCUUUAUUCCAGUACCAUGUUCUCUAACUUGUGGCCGUCUGAUGAAUCUGAAGGAGAAACUUGUGAUGGUGGGAGGAAUUGGCAAACCAGAUCGACCAGACAUAAUAAAAGGAAUUGGUAUUUGGCUUCUAAAUGAUAAGACUUGGGAAGAAAUUGCUCGAAUGCCCCACAAAUUCUUCCAAGGCUUUGGAGAGUUUGAUGAUGUUUUUGCUAGCAGUGGUGCAGAUGAUCUGAUAUACAUUCAGAGUUAUGGAGCUCCGGCGCUUCUCAUAUUUGACACCAACCAUAAACAAUGGAAAUGGUCUCAGAAGUGCCCUGUCACAAAACGAUUCCCGCUGCAGCUUUUUACUGGCUUUUGCUUUGAGCCUAGACUUGAAAUAGCUCCCUAGUUCUCCUUACUAUCAGCAGCUACUACUGAGAAUUGUGUCCAAGGUUUCUGCUCAUUUUCUUCCAUUGUUCUUCAAGUACAAAUUUCUUAUGAUUUCAGUGUUUUCACAGUUCAUACAGCAAAAUGUUCUUCCUGAUAAAACUGCUUAUUCAUGGAUACGGGAAUAUUAUUAAUAGCA
Messenger RNA from Vigna unguiculata (cowpea), 2096 nucleotides. It is a transcript of the gene HWS, whose product is annotated as Galactose oxidase/kelch repeat superfamily protein. The record is from RefSeq and is a predicted model, not a curated record. Lineage: Eukaryota; Viridiplantae; Streptophyta; Magnoliopsida; Fabales; Fabaceae. Gene Ontology annotation, molecular function: protein binding.